Topomyia yanbarensis is the source of this 4065-nucleotide messenger RNA. It is a transcript of the gene Gbs-70E, whose product is annotated as protein phosphatase 1 regulatory subunit 3C. The coding region runs from base 1021 to 2652 and encodes 543 amino acids. The transcript has 6 exons. Gene Ontology annotation, molecular function: glycogen binding; protein phosphatase 1 binding. The record is from RefSeq and is a predicted model, not a curated record. Gene Ontology annotation, cellular component: protein phosphatase type 1 complex. NCBI's taxonomy places the organism in Eukaryota, Metazoa, Arthropoda, Insecta, Diptera, Culicidae. Gene Ontology annotation, biological process: regulation of glycogen biosynthetic process.
GCAUUUAGUCUUCGAUAAACGGUCGAAGUAUAUGGACGUAUUUUUUCUUCAUUACUAUAGUCCUACAAUUAACACUUAGAGCAGAAAAUCUAGUACCUAGAAAAACAGUCACAUUUUGUAGCAUCAAAAAUACUUAUUGGAAAGAAAAUCACAGUUGACCGGAAAAACCAGCACAAGUACGACAAAUUUCACAACUGUCGUAUCUGAGAGGUGUGAGCUAUCCACACACACCGGAGAGAGAAGAAAAACAAGAGAGCCUGCACAUCUGCGUGAUAGCACCGAUUGGACAAAAGUGCGAAUUGUUAAAUUGUACCAAAUCUGCGAUCGUUCGUGAUUUCGCUGGUUCUCGGCAGGGAAGAAUUGCAGAGUAAAUACGUUCAUUGUGCUAAUCUAAAGGUGUCGCAUUUAGCAGGCGAGUUUCACGAAGAAAUGGUUGAAAUGUGUGUUUUCGAGAUUGAAAUGGUGUGAAAAUUAGUAACAUUCAGUGUUUCGUUAGUGUCGUUGUAUGUUUUGGAAAAGUUCCUAUAUAUGUUUCUGCAAUGCAGUUAUGAGGGCAUGGCGAGUGGUCGACAGAAGACAGCAAGCUUUUGUUAAGUGCUGAAAUGGGUCCCCUGUAACAAUCGAGCGCGUAACAAUAGCUGGUAGCCGGGACAGUCUUCAAACAUAAGCAAUCGACCGGUAAUCGCAGAAAGCGGUUCCUUAAUACGUACCUAGUACAUCGAAUCGAGAAAAGGAAUCGUCGGUCGGGACUAUUUUUGUUUUUUUAGUACCGCCAAUUUAACCAAAAUCAAAUUGAUUCAGUGCGCGAAUACGGGACAAAAAAUAGAAACUGACCGAUCUGCCGCCACCUCUUGUGUGUCUGUGGAUAUUUGUAAACAUCGUGCUCACAAGCAACGCCAAAUUGUUCGAGGUGAACUCAGCAGAUACCCGUUGAUCUAGGAGUCACAGCCCGUGUGGUGUUAGUUGAGGAUCGUGUUUCGAGGUGGAAAUAGUGAUUUUUUCCCCGUCCCCGUUUCCAAAAUGAAGAAUUUUUUUUUAAAUCGAUCGUUCAAGGACACCACAGUGCCACUUCCACCCGUCAACCGGUCCGUGCCGUGCGCCGAUUCCUUAAUGCCAGCCUGCGCCGAAAUGCUCGUAUCGCAAAGUCCACCGAUCUACAACUACUCACUAGCCGACUACAUCGCGAGUCAAACUGAUAGUGGGUCCCCGUUUGGCUACGGCACCGUUCCGCCCAAGCCCCGUAACUAUUGCCGACCAACGUCGCUUCAGCUCACGCCACCGCCUUUACGCCGCCAGCUAACGCCACCCAGCCCGAUCAGUGCUACGAUGCCAGCGUCCCCGAAACGAUCCUGCCUAGUGGUCCGAGUGGAAGAUAUUAGCCCCGAGGAGGAGCGUACUAUUGACCUGCACAGCCCGACGGAUACGUACGACAAACAUCGGAACAAGAAGAAGGUCGUUUUUGCCGAUGAUCAGGGAGGUCAGCUGACGCAGGUGCGCGUGAUGAAGGAACCGUCGUACAUGCCACCGAUCUGGAGCCUUCAGUUUCUAGCGCAUGUUACGCAGGGUAUGAUCAGUCCGGUGCCACAGGAACAGUGGGUGGUGGACUUUCGACAGCCGGCCAGUGCGUACCUGGAGUUUCGCCAGAAGGUGGAGGAGAAGAAUGUUUCGCUGGAGAAUGUAAUCAUCAAGGAAACGGAACACCUGAUCGUGGGCACGGUGAAGGUGAAAAACAUCAGCUACCACAAGGAGGUGAUCGUGAGGUCCUCCUGCGACGGCUGGAAAACGCACGAGGACACCUACUGCACGUAUACCGUGGUUGGCAGCGGUACUACAUCCGCCUACAUGGCCCACGACACAUUCUCCUUCCGUAUCACUCUUCCACCUAAGUCCAGACGGAUUGAGUUCUGCGUUUGCUACCGAUGUGGGGGAACCGAGUACUGGGACAAUAACAAUGAUCACAACUAUUCACUGACGAACCGUGUGAUGCCCCGCCAGGAAUCCAGCAUCUUCUUUCCUUCUCCCAAUGCUUUUAGCCACAGUACCAGCAACAACAACAGUACCUCUCAGACCAACAGUACAAACAGCACAAACGGUCCAAGUUCCGACUCCAGCAAUACUAGCGUAAGCUCGAACCGCUCGACCUACGUGGACAGUACGGUCGAACUGGACACGUGGCGCCACAUGAGCUCCGAGAUCCAUACCGGACCAUAUUGUUUGGACAGCAGCAGCGCCCCCAAACAGGACAACCCAAAGACACCACGAGCAGCAGUGCCAACACCGGACAAACAGUCUACUCCAAAGCCACUCGACAGCAGUAGCAAAGACACCGUGGACAGUUCCUUUGACCCAGCUCCGUUGGUUUUGACCCGUACCGAAUCGCUGACAGCUCCGUACACUGCGAACAGUAGCGCCACUAUCAACAACAUCGGCACUACUAGCAUGCGUCGCCAUAGCAGCACCAGUAACCUGCAUCGCAGCUCGUGCGGUGAUGAGUUUACUCGUUCGCUACAGAUGCCGCACCUUCGCAGAACCAACACCCCGCGGGACACCGGUCGGCAGUACUUUAUCCGUGCGCGCACCGAAAACGACGAUCUGCUGUCAAAUUUGCUGAGCCUGCGGGAGAUGCUGCUUAAUCAGAACGUUCACGGUUGAAACAGGAAGCAUUUGUCAAACGUGUUUUUUCUUCUUUGUUACUCGUGACUACAUAUGUUACGCGUGUGGAGCAAUUCGUCAUAUUUGACCAAGUACCGCGUUUGCUCGUACUACUCUCCGUAUCGUGGGGUUCUAGAAAGUUACGUUUUUAGCUAUCUUUGUAAGAACUUAGGACCCGUUUUUAACUGUUUUGUUGAGAUAUUUUGCUACCCUAUUUUUACGCGAGGUGAGACAAAAUAAAAACAUAGAAACCGCCUACUCUGCUAAGUAACGCUAAACAGAUACAAGUUGGGUUUUUUUCAUGUGUACUAUUAUUGUUAGGCCGAAGGUUAGAGGAACCGGAGAUUGGCCUACUAGUCAGUUAAGAGAGCUCACGAUGCACCGAAUUUUACUAUUUAUUAUUUAUUAUUUUUAUCUGACACAAUUUUCUCGGUUAGCGUUCGUGUUGGACUCCUGUUGCCUGCACUAGUAAGGCCAUGACGGAAAUGUGCAGUUUCAGAGAGAAGCCAGAUAAAAAACAGCAAUAUAAGAACUAGUAAUUUUGUUACAGAUAAAACAGAUCAGAACAAUCAAACUCAUAAUUAAACAGACAGACAUCCAAAACAACACAAACAAACGAAGACAAAUACUAGUAGCGGAGGAAGAAUAAUAGAAACCAAAAGACUGAUUGUGUCCACAAAUUAAAUUAAUUUGCAUGCAAAAGGGGUGAGGAGCUAGUUUGAGAGAGUCGGACGGGACAGAAACAGGAUCUAACAAAAGAUGAACAACAUCAGGUAGUCUCCCUUACUAAUUUUAUAUAUGUGAAAAACAAGCAAAACAUAGCGCUAGAUGUCGAAUUUAAGAAAUCAAAUUUAAUUGUAUAUAAAGUACCUAAUUGUUUUAGUCAAAACAUUGAUUUUGCUCAGCGUAGGUGUACCCGUAAUGAAAGAAUAAAUAAAAACCACGUCGACUGAAACAUGAAACACUAAAAGAGAUUGGAACAAAAUGUAACGUCGUCGAAAGUAAUGAUCAAAUCUUGAUCGUGAUAAUAUAUUACCUAAGUGUCAAACUGAAAACCAUGUAAUCGAAAUGAUUAACCAACCCAUGGAGUUACGAUUAAAACGAGAAACCGCUGGGAGAGAAAUGCUUAUUAUAUGUAGCACAUUUGCCUGGUUGUCUCCGCAGUCUGAAAGAAGAUCUACUACUACAUGCUUCUAUAUAGAACUACUAAACUGAACACUGUGAUGUACUACUCACAGUUUCGAGUUAUAUUUGCCUAGUGAUAGGUUGUUAGGAGAGUUCUUUUUUUCCGGCGUGAAAAAAUAACAACUCCCUUUCCACGAUCCUAGUUUGUAAUGAGUAACCUUGCGGCGACCCCUUGGUGGGGCACCAAAUUAUUGACGCAAAACCGAACUGGUUAGUUUGUUGUACAUA